GGUCGGAGGGGCCUCUUAAUUGCGUCUCCUGCUGCUGCUGUCAUACAAUCUUCACAGGACAUACAUGAGGGUGCGCGGUGUCCCUUGUGAAGGGGGUAGUGCAAGGAUUCGGAAUGAUGGGAGCUCUGGAAUCAUCCGCAACGUGCAUCCCACGCAGGCUAUCUUGCACGGCAGCAGCGCGGCGAAUGUAGCCCUCAGGUGCUUGGGUAGGGGCCUGCCUGAUCAUGGUUUUUUCAUUCGGGGAGAGGUGGAUUGAGCCGAGAUGAGUCUCGUUGAACGACAUCUUUAUCCAUCCGAGCACCCCAAUCCGCAGAUGCCUCCGGAGACCUGAAGGGGUAUUUGAUAAGCUAUUGUGGAUGCAGCAACAGGGAUGAUUUUUUUAUGAAAAAAUUUAUUCGGGAGGCCGCUGGUGUGUAGUGGAAAUUUUGAAUGGUGUUUCAGCUGCUGUUAUGGCCCGGGGGAGAGUGAGGGAAGUCUGAAACAGACACCGGUGGAGAGGCCGUGAAAUUCUGGGAGUUGAUUGUUUGUGGCGAGAGUAUGUGGGUUGCAGGUGUUUGGACUCAGGGAAGAAUUUUGGAUUCACUGAGAGAGGGAAUUGGUCACCACUUGUGACUGUCCUCGUCUACCCCGAGGCGAAAGAAGCGUUGUGAGGUUUAAGCGAGGUUUUUCCCAAGUGAAAAUUGAGCACUGUCGCCGCAGUGGCACUUGGCAAUCUUCAUUGAGUCCUCGGCGCAAGUAAAAUGGCUCCUAGGGCCGGCAAAGCCAAGGUCGGGAAGAUCAAGGGCGAGAAGAAGAAGAGGGAGGAAAAAAUUCUCCCAGCUGUGUUGGACCUCCAGGUAGUUCUUCCCGACGAGAAUCAAAUCACACUGAAGGCAAUCACUACGGAUCGUCUUCUCGAUGUGCGAAGGCUGCUCGCUGUGAAUGUUGAAACUUGCCACGUUACGAAUUACUCAUUCUCGCACGAGGUCCGAGGAAAUAAAUUGCGUGACACAUUCGAAGUUACUGCAUUGAAGCCUUGUGUCCUCACCCUUGUAGAAGAGGAUUAUACCUCAGAUUCGGCUAUCGCUCACGUAAGGAGAUUUCUAGACAUUGUUGCAUGCACGCACUUCUUUGGCCCCUCGCCUCAAGCUAAACUGAAGAAUAAUCAAACACAAUCCAAGGAUGGGUUAAAUGGACAGGAUGACAGUACCGCUAAUGCAGAAGCAGAUGGAACCACUGCUCAAGAGGGCAGCUUGGAGACCGGAAAGGUCUCUAAUCGAGUCUUAACUAAGGUAGAUGAAAAUGUUACUUCUGAGAGGGUGGGUGCGGAAAAGACUACGUUCAGAGGGAAGCCUGAGGCUAUGGCUGCUAUGGCGGCUGCCAAAGAGGCGACAGAGAAGGGUGACAUUGCUGGGAUGUGUCCCCCUUCGAAGCUCGCACAAUUCUUCGAGUUUUUCUCCUUUUCUCACGUUACGGCCCCUGUCCAAUUUAUUAGGCGAUCGUCAAGAAGCCUGUCGGAAACUAAAAUCGGAAGUAAUUUACUUGUCCUCGACGUGAGACUUUGCAAUGGAAAGCUUGUAACUGUAACAGUGAACGAGAAGGGUUUCUCCAGUUGUACUAAGCAGCUUUAUGAGGAACACUCCUUGGUAGCACUGCUCCGGAGACUUAGCAGAGCGUUCGGGAAGGCUUACGACAAUCUGAUGAAAGCACUUCUGGAGCGCAACAAGUUUGGAAAUCUUCCACAUGGUUUUCGCUCCAAUACAUGGGUAGUUCCCCCAGUCGUAGCCAAUGCCCCUGCAGAAUUCCCUUCACUUCCCACAGAAGACUCUGCGUGGGGUGGCAAUGGAGGAGGUAAAGGGAAGGACGACCCUGGUUCCACUCGUAAUUGGGCACAAGAUUUUGCUACCCUCGCCACCAUGCCAUGUGCAACAGCGGAGGAGCGUGAGAGUCGAGAUCGGAAGACAUUUCUUCUGCAUAGUGUCUUCGUGGAUCGCGCCAUAGCUGAGGCGACCAAUAUUGUCCAACAGUACCAGGACGUGGGCGUGCAAAGUGAAGUGCUUUUAGAAGAAAGAGAGAACAUUAAGUUUUCAGUACGAAGAGACAUCUCAGAUGCAAGUAAGAAGGUUGAGUCAACAAUUCGAGCCGGUCAAUUCCAGGGUUUGCAGGAGACGGGUCUCGCAAUGAGGAACCUGGUGAAGGGUAUUACAGCUAAUGAGAGCACGAGUAUACAUGACACUGCAUCCUUGGGCCAAGUAUUUGUCCGUCACAGGGGAUACAUUGUUGUAGCUGAAGCUGCUGGUCCUGUUCUGGAAGAUGGACAGAAUGCUCCCACUGAGGUAAUUAUUGAUGAACAGCCUGAUGGUGGGGCGAAUGCCUUGAACGUUAACAGUCUCCGUACGCUGUUGCACAGCAAGCAGAAAGGUAAUGCACGUCCGGCUGCAGACGUCGACCAGGUUCGCAUUGCCCAAGAGCUUCUUUCUUCAAUACUCCAGGAGAGCACGAAAUCCCUGGAGGACGAAGAAGGGAGACGUCCUGCAUUCCUGCGAUGGGAGCUUGGUGCGUGCUGGGUUCAACACCUUCAGACUGAGGCAGCUGCUUUGAAGGAGAAAAAAGAAUUGGCUGCGAAGGAUAGUAGUGAAGGUGGUAAUAAGGCUGCUGUCAAGUCCAGUAGUGCCGCAUCUGAGAAAAGUCAAAGUGCAGAGGAGUGUAUGCAGGGAGCUGGAAAUGCUGCGCCUGAGCUUGCAGUACCAGCAGAGUUGAUGAGACAUUUAUCUUCUUGUACCCUUGCUCGUCUGAACGAGUCCGCAUCGUUACUUCAGUGCAAGUCACUGGAAGAGCUAAUGGACGGAGCGCGACACUACUAUGAAGACGUAGCACUUCCGAAGUUGGUGGCAGACUUUGGAUCCCUUGAGCUCUCACCAGUGGAUGGACGUACUCUUACAGAUUUCAUGCACACUCGGGGUCUACAGAUGCGUUCCUUGGGGAGAGUGGCGGAUCUAGCUGUUAAGUUGCCUCAUGUGCAAGCUCUCUGCGUGCAUGAAAUGGUGGUUCGUGCAUACAAGCAUCUACUGCAGGCUCUAGUAGCUGCAACGAAAUCGACAUCUGAUUUGGCAGCAAAUAUAGCUGAAGCUCUAAAUUUAAUGCUUGGGACAGCGAUGGAGGAAGAAAAUACUGCCGUUUAUCAGUGGGUUAAGACAUUUGUCAACAAGCGCUUUGGUUGGAAACUCGACAAAAGAAAGGAAUUUGCAGAGAUUCGGAAGUAUGCUGUUCUUCGAGGAUUAUGUCACAAAGUGGGUAUCGAAGUCGCCCCCCGUGACUACGCUUUCGAUACCUCAACGCCAUUUAGGAAAACCGACAUUAUAAGCAUGGUUCCAGUGUACAAGCAGGUUGCCUACUCUUCUGCUGACGGCAAAACAUUGCUGGAAUCAUCUAAGACAGCGCUUGACAAGGGUAAACUUGAUGAUGCAGUGGCAUAUGGUACUAAUGCCUUGGCGAAGUUAGUAGCUGUUUGCGGACCUUAUCAUCGAAUGACUGCAGGUGCGUACAGCUUAUUGGCAGUAGUGCUGUAUCACACAGGAGACUUCAAUCAGGCAACAAUCUAUCAACAAAAGGCCUUGGACAUUAAUGAGCGAGAGCUUGGUCUAGAUCAUCCAGAUACCAUGAAGAGUUAUGGGGAUCUGGCAGUAUUUUAUUAUCGCCUUCAACAUACGGAAUUGGCACUGAAGUAUGUUAAUAGAGCACUGUACUUGCUACAUUUAAUAUGCGGUCCUUCCCAUCCAAACACUGCAGCAACAUACAUUAACGUCGCGAUGAUGGAAGAGGGCCUGGGAAACAUUCAUGUUGCUCUGAGGUAUUUACACGAGGCUCUGAUCUGCAAUCAGCGGCUUCUGGGAGCUGACCACAUUCAGACUGCUGCGAGUUAUCACGCUAUCGCAAUUGCGCUUUCCCUGAUGGAGGCGUACUCCCUCAGUGUCCAGCAUGAACAAACCACCUUACAGAUUUUACAAGCUAAGCUUGGUACAGACGAUCUUCGAACACAGGAUGCAGCCGCCUGGCUGGAGUACUUUGAUUCUAAAGCUCUGGAGCAACAGGAAGUUGCUCGGAUGGGAACGCCAAAACCUGACGCUUCAAUUGCCAGCAAAGGCCACCUUAGUGUUUCGGAUCUUUUGGAGUACAUCAAUGAAGCUGAGCAGAAAGACAAAGAAGCCCUCAAGCGAAAGGCGCGGAAAGCUAAGCUUCAGGGUAAAGACCUAGGUGCCCCGCAAGGCCUGUUUUCAUCAUCUCAAACUAGCACAUCUGAAGGUGCUAUUGAAGAUGAUUCCGAAACUGUCGUUGAUACUGAGCCUUCAGCGGAAACGAUGGAGACUAUAUCGUCGCGAGUGGCAUUGGAGCCUGAGCAGACCCUGAUUUCUUCUUCACCAGUCAGCGAGGCUGUAGCUCUUCAAGUGGAACCAUCAGUAACUUCCACAGAUGAUGAAGAAGGCUGGCAGGAAGCCAUCUACAGAGCUAGAUCCAUAGCUAGUAAGAGGAGACCCAUCCAUGGGCAUUUGAGUCAAGAUUCAACCCGAAAGGGUUCACCUAGUUAUCACAGAUCUCAAGGUUCGGGUAACGCAAGUGGUGGCGACUACAGCCGUGGAAGAAGCGGCGGUCCAAAGGGAAACAAUCAUGGCAACGAAAAUUUGCAACCACACGCAGCUGGUUUAGGAGUUUCCGGUAAAUGUUCUUCGAGGAGAAUGCUUGCAGGUCCUGCUCAACCUGUUUCGUCGUCUAAGACAGUUCCUGUGGUAGUCGCUGUGCCUGCCACACCUGAAGUAAAUAAUGAAAAAAAGGAAGUAGAAAGCGUGAACCAGGAAUCUAUGGUGUCUCAACCUCAUGCACCAGUUCGCCAGCACUCGACUAAGUUUUCGAAGACGGGGGUACCUGGAAAAGGGUCCUUUUCUUACAAGGAGGUUGCACUGACUUCUCCAGGAACUAUGUUGCAAUUACGCUCAGUGUUGGAGGCAUCAACCGUUACAAAUGCCUCGCAUCAGGGUAAUGUUGCUCCAUCUGUUUCUUCUGAAACCAUGAAGACAGUGGAUGAUGCUCAAGUUGAAGCUGCCCCGAUUGAGGCCUCUUCAGUAGAGGCUACUCCAGCAGAAGACGUGGACACCAAACGCACUGUCUCUGAAACGGCCAACUUAUCUGCUGCAUCUACCUCAACACCGGCAGAGGUGGAGGUGGAAGUGGAGCCUAAGGAACGGAUUAUUGAAACCGUUGAGCCUUCAGUCCCUGCUCUAUCAUUGAAGAUUCCUCCUCAAGGCUCGUGUGAGCUAAAUGACAGUGUGACGACAGACAAGCCUAUGGGAGACGAAAGUCCCGAGUGCAGAACAGCCGAAGCCAUUGAUGAACAAACGCCUGUUCUCGCUACAAACUCUACUGACGGCGGUUCUGAAGGCACAACGAACGUCACUUCGGAGACGGUCGAUAUGGCAUCCCCCAGAAGUGAUGAUGAUUCGUCUGCUGCUGCGGCCAGGAGAUUAUCAGCUGCAGCACCACCAUUCAACUCGAAUGGUUCCUCCACGACCAGUGUCUCCCUCAGAGCUGUCGCCGUUACCCCAUUCAAGGAUGGGAGAAGUCCACCAGCUGGAGCGGGUCAUCGCCCACAAAUCACUGUGCCGCCUCCUCCAGUCCCCGCUACAGUAGCAGUUACCCCGAUUUGCAAAGUGACCCACGCAACCUUAGCAGCUCCACCAGUAUACUACAUUGACCCAUUGCCCCAUAUGGGAGUCAUGCAUGGCGGCGUAGUGCCACUUCGUCUGCCACCUUUUCCUCCCAAUGCUCUCGUAGAUGAAGCUCAUCCCCCCCUUCGUAAGAUUUCUUCCCCGUUACCAACUCGAACGAAGAAGAUGAAUCCAGACGCAGCGGAGUUCAUCCCAUCGUACCUGAGAGAUUUACCCGUCUUGUCAACGCACCCUCGGGCCGCUUCAGCUGAGAACCUCCCAUCUGCCGCACAACUAGAAAGACGGGAUUCUAGUGCACUCGCAGAUGCGGCACCUGGAUCCGCCAGUAUUGGCGAUGGUAAUGCCAAUGAGGCUGACGAAACUGUGCAGUCCGAUGGGGUAGACGCUAACCGGCCAGUUAACAGAGUCCCCGACGCAGAGGACCAAUCCCGGGUGAAUUCAAUGGCAUCUCACCCUGAAACUGAGAGCGGCACUCCACAUGAAGUGAAACGCGUCACAGUCCAAUAACGAUUCGUACAUACGGGAGGGCAACUAUUGACCUGAUAGAAGAAGCCGAAGCAGCUGUACAAACAAAUUUUGACAGGGAGUUUAGGAGAUGACGACUCCAUGAAAAAAAAAAAAAACAAAACAAAACAAAAACAAAAA
Messenger RNA from Physcomitrium patens, 6344 nucleotides. Lineage: Eukaryota; Viridiplantae; Streptophyta; Bryopsida; Funariales; Funariaceae. The record is from RefSeq and is a predicted model, not a curated record.